Pieris macdunnoughi is the source of this 8262-nucleotide messenger RNA. NCBI's taxonomy places the organism in Eukaryota, Metazoa, Arthropoda, Insecta, Lepidoptera, Pieridae. The record is from the annotation of a GenBank genome assembly.
AUGCCCACGCCGCUGCAGCCAGGCGGCCCCGCUAGCGGCCCGCCCUCGGAGCGCAAGCGGCGCCGCAAGCGCGACGAUCCGCAAAGUUCUGCCGCUCUCGAACCGGACGACGACGACGACGGUACCAUGAGUCCUGAGGAGGACCCACGGGCUGCGCCAGCAGCACCAGCUGCCCCUACGCCAGUGCCCUCUUCUGCCCCCGCGCCAACCUCGCCGCCUGCCGCCCCCGACGCCGUAGAUCUCACCUCACGCCGUGACUCGCCACCACUAUCCUCGGAUGUAGAACAUUUCGAUGGAAAGAUAGUCUACAACCCUGACGGUUCAGCCUAUAUCAUCGAAGAUUCUGAGCUGUCAGAGGGUGAAACUAGCCUCUCGGACUUGCCUAAAAUAGAACCUGGUUGCAUUGUUGAUAGCAGAGAUAGCAACGUCGUUGAAAGACAGCUUGAAUUCCCACAAAUAGCAAGCGCAUUCUACGUAUCAAGAAAUCCUUCGCUAUACGGCGCUCUAUAUGGAAGACUAGCUGUAGAAAGAGCGAGGGCGAGACCUGACGCACCUGUAAUGCACAGUUAUCGAGUGUUUAGUUUUCGUGGAAAAGAGACUCCGAGACCUCAGUCUCCAACCCCUGAGUGCGUAAGCGUACCAGUUAAACCUAUUCUAAUGUGUUUUAUUUGUAAACUUAGCUUUGGAUACGCGAAGUCGUUUGUGGCACAUGCACAAUCUGAUCAUAGUUUAUCUUUACUAGACUCUGAAAGAGAUGCGCUGUCAAGAGAAAAUGCAUCGGCUAUCAUUCAAUGUGUUGGUAAAGAUAAAGAAUCACUAGUCUCAUUCUUAGAACCAGUAGGUGCAGCUGCGCCACAACGUGCUUCCAUCUCUGGCAGUCCUGCCAACAUGUCAGAACUAUCAAGUCCAUCAGUGGAAAAAAGGCUUGAUCUUAUGACGCCAGAUAGAGACAAUGAGAGUAUGUUACCGAAUGGAUCAUGCGAUGACAGGAGGCCGAGUCCACCUGCCUGGAGGCCACCUAGAUCAUUAGCGGAAUCAUUAUUACCACAACAUUCUUUAAUAUCUGUGGCUCAUCCUCAUGCCAUCAACGCCUCGGUUCAGCCGAGAGUAAGUCCUAACUCUUCACCGCCAUUCCAAGCGGCACCACCAGCAUUCCUUUCUGGAACAACGAUAGGAGUGUGCCCAGAUCAUUUAGGCGGGAGACCAUCUGGAGCUGAUUGUCCAAAAUGUGAGCUUAUUUUAAAUUCAGGUAGACUAGGAGGACCAUUGGCUGGUAUGCACAGUCGAAAUUCGUGUAAAACCUUGAAGUGUCCAAAGUGUAAUUGGCAUUACAAAUAUCAAGAAACAUUAGAAAUUCACAUGAAAGAAAAACACCCGGAAGCCGAAACCAGUUGCAUUUACUGUAUCGCUGGUCAACCUCAUCCACGAUUAGCUAGAGGAGAAACCUACACUUGUGGAUAUAAACCAUAUAGAUGUGAAGUAUGUAAUUACUCAACAACGACUAAAGGAAACUUAAGCAUUCAUAUGCAAUCUGACAAGCAUCUCAAUAAUAUGCAAGAAUUACAGAACGGUGGUAAUCCAGGAGAAGGAAAUUUACCACCUUCACAACAUACACCACCUGGAGUACAUAAGCCACCGUUACCACAUCAUUCACCUUUAGGUCAAAAACCAAAGCCUACAUUUAGAUGUGACGUAUGCAACUAUGAGACAAACGUGGCCAGAAACCUAAGGAUACACAUGACCUCAGAAAAACAUACUCAUAACAUGCUUGUUCUACAGCAAAAUGUAAAACACAUGCAAACAUUAUCAGCGUUGCAUCAUAGACAACAGAGUCAGCAACAGCUUGAAAGCUUACUCCACUUUCAUGGAGGAGAAGCGCCUCCUCCCAAUCCUGAAGCUGCUUUGGCGGAUAUGGCCUACAACCAAGCCCUUAUGAUUCAGCUAAUGACAGGUGGUCCAGGACCAUCCCCACCUGAACUAGGCGCGCAUUUAGAUGUAGGCUUGAAUCCAGAUGCCAUGGAGCCACCACCAGAACCAGCGGAUCCCGAGCCAGAAAGAACUUUCCAUUGCUGUAUUUGCAACUGUUUCUCUACGGACUCCCUAGAAGCUCUCGGUCACCACUUGGCUCAGGACCGAACUAAAAUUCGGGAGCAAGAGAUACUUGCGCUGGUCGCCGGUCACUACGUAUGUAAGCUGUGCACAUACAAAACAAAUUUAAAGGCCAACUUCCAACUUCAUUGCAAGACUGAUAAGCAUUUGCAAAGGCUACAACAUGUAAAUCACGUUAAAGAAGGAGGUCCACGUAAUGAGUGGAAACUUAAAUUUUGUGGUGGAGUUGGCACUGGGGCCGCAGGAGUGGGUGGCGUUCAAGUCAGAUGCUGUGCGUGUGAUUACUAUACGAACUCCGCACAUAAGCUCCAGCUGCACGCAGCCGGUGCUCGUCAUGAAGCUGCUGCGCUAUUGUUGAGACACCUUCGCGAUUGUUCUUCUAGACUACCACGUGAUCGUUCGAGAGUAUAUCGAUGUGCACUGUGUGGUUUUGGGGCACCUCACCGCCUCCCUCUACUGCAACACGUUCGUUCAGUGAAGCAUCUUCAGAUGGAACAGAUUCAUCAACUGCAGCGCCGUUCUGAGGGGAAAGACCCUACGCCGGACGUUGCUGAACUUUUCCAAGUUAUACCUCAGCCAUCGGAACUACCUAGUCCAUUCGAUCAACAGGAAAAUGACAACAAGGAGCCUAUUGACCAAAAACCUGAACUAACUCAGGAGCAAAAGAUGAUGCGAUUUUUGGAACAACACCAACAGCAACAGCAACAACAACAGCAGCAAGUCCCUCAACAAUCCAUACCUCAAGUAUCGAAUGAAAAAGAAGAAGAAGACAUUUCACCAUCGCACACGUGCCCAUACUGUAAUUUCAGCUGUGAUAGCGAAAACAAGCUUCACAUGCACGUCAACUCAAUGCAUGCUGACUCAGCAAGACACUUCAUUUGUCCUUUGUGCCAAGAUGCAUUCAAGGAUCGGCCAGCUCUCGAACGCCAUGUGAUGCAAAUCCAUUCUGUAAACUCAGAAGGUCUACAGCGGCUAUUACUUUUAGUUGAUCAAAGCCACUGGCUGAACGGAGCUAAUCAAUCUCAACGUGAAGAUUCCAGGCAAGGUGAUGAAGAACGUGAGAGAGAGAUAUCUUCACCACGCUCUGAAGGUAGCGUAGAUGGUGAAACGGAAAGGUGUUCUACUUGCAACAGAACAUUCCGAAACGUAGAUGAACUUUGCCAUCAUCAAAAUGAGUCUGGACAUCUGGAAUUGAAACAAACACCCCAAGGACCUGGUUAUGUCUGUUGGAAAAAAGGUUGUAACCGUUAUUUUGAGGCAGCUCAUGCUCUACAAAACCACUUCAAAGAAGCGCAUGCUCGCAACUCGAUUGCUAAUAUGUCAGUAUCAGAAAAACAUGUUUACAAAUAUCGUUGCAAUCAAUGUAGUCUUGCAUUCAAAACAGUCGAAAAACUUCAACUUCAUUCUCAAUAUCAUCUUAUUCGCGACGCUACUAAAUGUGUUCUAUGUGGACGGAGCUUUAGAUCAAUAUUAGCUCUACAAAAGCAUGUGGAAACUUCUCAUUCUGAAUUAUCGGAGGAUGAACUCGCUGCUUUGAAACGUAGCUUGGCCUCUAAUCCCUUACUGCAAUCAAACCAAGGAACUGCAUUAGAUCACACUACAGCAGAAUUAUUGCGCAAAGAGGCCCUAAGAACACCAGAUGAUGAAUUAGGGGAGAUGGAAGAUAGAGACUCCAGUGCCACUGUUGCUGACGAGUCAGGCCACAAUGAUGCUGAAAAUUCCGAUGACUCCAUUAUUUAUAAAGAUCAACAAUUCUUAGAAGAUUAUUUGAAUUCUCAGGCUAUGGCAGAAGAUUCUUAUAACGAUCCAAAUAGAAAAUAUAAGUGCCAUCGUUGCAAAGUUGCAUUUACAAGACAAUCCUAUCUUACAGCGCACAAUAAGACGCUUCUUCACAGAAAAGGUGAAAAGUUAACUUAUCCUAUGGAAAAGUAUCUCGACCCAAACCGACCGUUUAAGUGCGAUGUAUGUAAAGAGUCAUUCACGCAGAAGAAUAUUUUAUUGGUCCAUUAUAACAGCGUCAGUCAUUUACAUAAAUUAAAACGAGCCAUGCAAGAACAGCAAAAUAAUAAUAAUCCACCGGUUUCACCAGGCGCUGGAACUGCACCAUCUAAUUUGACUCUGACACCUAAAAGUACAUCGAGUGAAGAGGAUGAUCGCAAAAGAUACAAAUGCAAUAUAUGCAAAGUAGCUUAUACGCAAGGCAGCACGUUAGACAUUCAUAUGCGAUCAGUUUUGCAUCAAACACGUGCCGGCAAGUUGCAAGAGCUAGCCGCGGCGGGCCACGUUGACUUGACACGGCCUUUAGUAGAGCAGCCGGAUAGAAACGACCCCGCUAAAAUUUUACAAGACGUGUUGUCGCCAAAAAAUACAUCCCCUUCGUCUACUAGCAGCGGGGGGCCGCGCUCUUCACCCCCCGUGCGCCCAGGUAGCCCGCGAUCCCCUCGCGCAGGUAGCGCCUCGUGCGACCGCUGCCACGCGUCAUUCCCAACUGGGGAGCUACUCGACGCACAUCGCAUUACUUCAUGUCCUUUUGGCGAUGCGCGGGCGCAAUCGCCACUCGGUGACGCAGAAGCCGCGGCUUUAGACGAGAUGGUAGCUAAGGGCAAUCCGCCCAAACGAAACUCACAAAUGUAUAAACAACUUCUCGAGACAUUCGGCUUCGAUCUCGUCAUGCAAUACAAUGAAAAUCAGCGCCGAAAACUGCAAGAGGAACGUGAAAUGGCGCGAGUUCCGAGCCCUCCACCGCCGCCCCCUGAGGAGAAACCUCCGGAUGAAACAAAAUCUACCUGCCAACACUGUAACAAGGAGUUUUCUAGUGUAUUCGUUUUAAAGACUCAUUGUGAAGAAGUGCAUAAAGAUAAAGUUCCCCUGGAAUUUUUAGAACAAUUUGCGGAGCAAUUCAAAUCCGAGUAUGAAAGAAAAUCUGGUGCUCCGAAUUCCCCUCGUGCUGGAUCACCCGCGCCACAAGGCGACCGCUCGCCUUCACCACGGGGUGAUAACAACGGAAAUUACAAUGAAAACACGAAUGGUUCUAGUGAAGCUCAAGCGGGAGCGUUGCUUGCAGCACAAGUGCAAGAGAUGCAGGCGGCACUGAACAUGCUUCAGCUGCAGCAACAACUAGGACAAUUGCAUCCUAUGGUAGCUCAGAUGCUAUCUCUGGGAUUACCUCUUGGGUUAAAUAUGGGUGCAUUAGCAGCUAUGAACCUUCAGCCACCCCUGGUGCCGCUGAUGAUGCCACCUCCGCCUUUUGAUUCGAUGCCUUUCGCUCAAGACGCCCACAUGAAACAGCAGCAACUUAUUCAGCAACAACAACAGGCUAAUGCUGCUGGGCAAAAAAGAGCUCGAACACGUAUUACUGAUGAUCAAUUGAAGAUUUUACGAUCGCACUUUGAUAUUAAUAACUCGCCAAGUGAUGAAGCUAUUGCUAAAAUGGCCAAACAAUCUGGCCUCGCUACAAAGGUCAUAAAACAUUGGUUCCGAAACACACUAUUUAAGGAACGUCAACGUAACAAAGAUUCACCUUAUAAUUUUAACAAUCCACCUUCGACUACACUAAAUCUUGAAGAAUAUGAAAAAACUGGUGAAGCGAAAGUGACUACCUUGGAUUCAUCAGCGAGCUCAGAUGAAGGAAAACCACCACCAGAAAAAAAAGCAAAAACUGAAGAAAAUAUGAUUGUCGCUCAACCAGAGGUGAAAUGUGAACCAAAUGAAGAGCCAACAAUGGAGGAAAAAUACAAUUCAUAUGAUGACCGACACCAAGAAGAUCAAAGUUUUAUAUUUCCUCAAAUUCCAUCCCAAAGUCCUGCUCUAAGUACACCUGACUUGCACCAAAACAUAUCUCGGCCUCAGACGCCGACACAUUUAUCUUUAAACUCCUUAAUACAGUCUCAACUGGAUUCAAUACCAGCUACUAGUAUACCACAACCACCACACCCGUCAAUGCUUCCACCUAAAAUUAAUCCUAAUUUCACGUCCCCAAACUCCGCGCCCCCGAACGUCCUACCUUUGACCCCAAAUCGCAGCCUCAGUCCUGGCAGGGGACCGGCCGAUUUCGGACUUUCCGGGGGCAACUCGAACGGAUCCAACAGCUCGGGGUCUUCUGGCAAACGCGCCAACAGAACUAGAUUUACAGACUAUCAAAUAAAAGUAUUACAAGAGUUUUUUGAAAAUAAUGCUUACCCAAAAGAUGACGAUUUAGAAUACCUUUCUAAACUAUUAGGUCUUAGCCCAAGAGUUAUAGUAGUAUGGUUUCAAAACGCUCGGCAGAAAGCUAGAAAAGUAUACGAAAACCAACCAGCCGCAGAUCCACCUGCGGGAUCCAUGGAUGAUGCUAACCGAUUUCAACGCACACCAGGUCUCAACUACCAAUGCAAAAAAUGUCAACUCGUAUUUCAAAGAUACUAUGAAUUAAUUCGACACCAGAAGACUCAUUGUUUUAAGGAGGAGGAUGCGAAACGAUCUGCGCAGGCACAAGCGGCAGCUGCGCAGGUUGCUGCAACACUAAGCAGCGAAGACUCAAAUUCAAGCACCGUAGAACACCACGUUCCGCAUGUGCCAGUUUCACCGGCACCACCUCGUACUCCAACGCCUGCUGCGCCCAACUACCCAGUUUCACCAGCUCCCCCAACACCUCAUACGCCUGUCACGCCUCUCUCACACAACCCUAGAGAUGAUAAAGAUGGUAAUUUUCAAUGUGAUAAAUGCAACCUAGUCUUCCCGCGAUUUGACUUAUGGCGAGAGCAUCAGAUGGUGCAUUUUAUGAAUCCAAACUUAUUUCCCACAUACCCACCUGACUCUCCUUUUGGAAUUUUACAACAACAUGCUCAACUUCAACAAUUAAAUGCGUCCUUAUCAAAUGAAGAGGCUCGUCACCCUUUAGUGGCUGCACUUAAUCAGCAAGUUAAAAGAAAGUUUGACGAUUUUGAAGAAACAGACACUGGUGAGCAGCCGAAGGAUAAGCGACUAAGAACAACUAUUCUGCCAGAGCAAUUAGAUUACUUGUAUCAAAAGUAUCAAAUAGAAUCAAAUCCUUCAAGAAAAAUGCUCGAGAAUAUUGCCCGAGAAGUUGGUUUAAAGAAAAGAGUUGUUCAAGUUUGGUUCCAAAAUACAAGAGCUCGUGAAAGAAAAGGACAAUUUCGUGCUCAUGCGCAAGUUAUUAAUAAACGAUGUCCAUUUUGUCCCGCUCUAUUCAAAGUGAAGAGUGCGCUCGAAAGUCAUUUAAGUACAAAACAUGCUGAUCAGUGUGCAAGAGGGGAAAUAAAUGUAGAUGCAUUACCAGAUGAAGAGUUAAGUACGGAAUCAACUCCAAGUUUUGGAUCACAACAAAGUGACAGGCAGCAAAAUUUUUCCCAAGCGGGGGCUCCCAUGUUGCCCCCUAUUUUUCCGCCGUUUCACUCAGACAUGGAGAAAUUUAUCAAACAGUAUAGUGAAGAGUCAAUGAAGAGAUAUGUAAAUGAACUCCAGGUUCAGGCUGCCGCUCAACAAAAUGGUGGUAGCAAUGAACCAUCUGAGAGACGCCCUGAACAUGGAAAAUCGGAAAUCCCUUUAGAUCUCAGCAAACCUGUAGAUUUAUCACGGCCAGGAUCCGACGCAGAUGAAAGAUCAGAUACGGCAUCUGAAACAAUGGAAUUCUAUGAAGAAGACGACUCGUCUUCACUUGACUUUCACACGGGUCUACCAAAUCAAAGGCCACCUGGUAAACGAUUUCGAACACAAAUGUCUUCUGUUCAAGUGAAGAUCAUGAAGUCUCUGUUUUGUGACUAUAAAACGCCAACCAUGGCUGAAUGCGAAGCACUCGGGCGUGAAAUUGGAUUACCGAAACGUGUAGUCCAAGUUUGGUUCCAAAAUGCUCGUGCCAAAGAGAAGAAAGCGAGGCUCGCAGCUGGUUUAUCGGAGGUGUCAGACGCACUACCACCGGAAGAUUGUCGCGUCUGCGACUUUAAAUACAGCCACAAGUACUCGGUGCAAGAUCAUGUGUUUACGCGGGGGCACAUCGCCGCCGUGCGCGCCCGCCUCGAGAACAGCGCUGGCGCAGGUGACGAUGGUACACUAGCGUUGAUGCAAAUGGCGGCACGAUUGGAGAGCGGUCUUGGCAACGAGCUCCACAACGCCUUCCUCCGCCCUCAGCUUGCCGGCAACGGUGAGUGCACUUGA